AUGAAUUUGCUUGACACUGGUGCUCUUAGCUACUUCAAACUCUGUAUCAGGCCAGGCCCAACGGAGCACCGUCAACUUUUGGGGGCUUAUUGGGCUAAGCUGAUGAGAUUGCAAAGCUUGCACAGAGAGAUUCAAUCCCGAGAUCCUGUCACAUGCUGUGGGUCGAAGCUCAAUGCUAAAGUAACAAGCAAUGCCAUUAGGCAUUAUUAUAAUCCGAUGAUCCUAUGCCAUAUAUUUUCCUGGGGUUUGGGGCCUUCGCUUGUAUCGAAGGUACUGCCAGUGGAUGCCAUGAGUGAAGCCGGCUCAAACUCCAACUCUCAGAGAAGGGAAGAGCGGAAACGUGUGAUCAAUGUCCAAAUCCAAACAAAAGUUAAAUGGUUGAUGGGGGGACCAAGUGAUCUUUCGAGUCAGCAAUACGGCAUAGGGCCAUUAGUUACUCAAACUAAGAGGAAAAUUAGUAAUCGAUAUAAAUGGAUGAAAAAGGGUAGCUAG
This is a messenger RNA of Dovyalis caffra, 492 nucleotides long. The record is from the annotation of a GenBank genome assembly. Lineage: Eukaryota; Viridiplantae; Streptophyta; Magnoliopsida; Malpighiales; Salicaceae.